AUGGACGCACGUAGAACCGAACAUAGGGAGGACUUGCGUCUCGCCCCCGAUGACCUCGGGUCGGACCAGGAUUCUUCGUCCGCCCCCGCCCCCUCAACCACCACACCGACACCGACCACGCCCACCAGCCCCGCCCCCGCCUCCUCUUCGUCGACGUCCGGUCGAGGCACCCCAACACGGACCACGACGCCCUCGAGCCCUCGCAUCGACCCCGCGCCGGCGCCCAACUUGGCUCGAGGCGCUGCUGGGGCGGCGUCGUCGUCGACGUCGGCCUCGGCGGCGGGCGGCGGGGCCGCGGGGGCCGGCCUCCAUUCGGGCCCGCCCGAGGUCCAGCCCCACGAGAUAAAGUGUUUCGAGAAGGUCGGGGGCGGCUGCUUCGGCGAAGUCUUUCGGGGCAAGUGCCGAGGGAUCGAGGUGGCGGUGAAGCGGCUGUACCGGACGGACCUCGACGAAAAGACGCUCUCCGACUUCAAGAAGGAGAUCGAGAUCAUGAGCAAGCUCAACCACCCCAACGUCUCAUAUCGGGCGUGCACGACUCCCGGACACAUGGCGAUCGUGACCGAGCUGAUGCCCAAGGGCAACCUGGCCCAGCUGCUGCACAACCAAAAGGUGGAGCUGCCCCUCUCGAUGCGCAUGCGCAUGGCCAAGGACGCCGCCCUCGGCAUGAACUGGCUGCACGAGAGCAACCCGAGCAUCCUGCACCGCGACAUGAAGCCACAGAACUUGCUCAUCGACAAGGACAUGCGGGUCAAGGUGUGCGACUUUGGGCUGAGCGUGGUGAAGCCGCGCGGAGAGGUGCUGCGCGACAAGGACUCCAUUCCCGGCACCCCCCUCUGGAUGAGCCCCGAGGUGCUCCAGGGCAAGGACGUCGACGAAAAGGCCGACGUCUACUCCUACGGCCUCGUGCUCUGGGAAAUCCUGUCGCGGGUGGAGCCGUUCCUGCACCACGACAACUACGCCAUGUUCAAGCGGUCGGUGUGCUUCAAGAACGAGCGCCCGCCGAUGCCGGAGAACUGCCUGCCCUCCCUGCGGUACCUCAUCGAGGCCUGCUGGCAGAAGGAGCCCACCAAGCGACCCUCCUUCGCCCAGAUCAUCCCCAUGCUCGACAUCGUGGUGGUGGAUGCGACGGUGGAGGACGAGGCCGGAAGGGACCUGUGGAAGAAAAACUUCCUCGGCAAGGACGAGAUCAGCUGCGAACUGACGGUGCGCUGCCUCAAGGCCGUUCUCGGCGAGAAGUCCAAGGACCCCACCCUCCACGAUCAGUGGAUCGUGACGCUGGACAGGUUCGGCAAGGUGUGCGACCUGUUCGGUCCGGUGCUGGCGGCCCCGCCCAAGCGCAGCAGCAACAUUCUUCAGAACGUGCACGACGUGCUUCGCAACGAUUGGUUCCACGGCGAGAUCUCUCGCGAGGAGGCCGAAUCCAGACUCACCGGCGUCGUGCCCGGCACCUACCUCGUGCGGUUGUCAACGACGUCGGGCAACUGCUUCACGAUCUCGAAGAUGUCCAAGUCGGGCAAGAUCAACCACCAGCGCAUCAAGUACUCGCACGCCGAUGGGUUCUCGAUCACGGUGCAGUCGCCCAAGGGCGGCAAGGGCGGCCAGACGGUCACCUCGCAGGGCUCCCUCUCGCUGGAGCGCUUCAUCGCAAAGAUCGCCAACGACCUCUACCUCAAGCGGCCUUCGCCCGGCCCCUUCCGCUCCCUCUUCGUCAAGAACACGGCCCUCGACGGCUACCUCUUCAACGAGGAGGACGCCGGCGACUACAACGACGACGACAGCUCAUCGGAGUGA
Molecule: messenger RNA, 1791 nt
Organism: Acanthamoeba castellanii str. Neff
Lineage: Eukaryota; Discosea; Longamoebia; Acanthamoebidae
Product: protein kinase domain containing protein
Exons: 13
Coding region: 1-1791 (596 amino acids)
Biological process (GO): protein phosphorylation
Molecular function (GO): protein kinase activity; ATP binding
Source: RefSeq, a predicted model, not a curated record